Messenger RNA from Ilex paraguariensis (yerba mate), 1290 nucleotides. NCBI's taxonomy places the organism in Eukaryota, Viridiplantae, Streptophyta, Magnoliopsida, Aquifoliales, Aquifoliaceae. The record is from the annotation of a GenBank genome assembly.
AUGGCUACCACUGCUCAGAGCUAUGGCGCACACCUACUGGUCUUCCCUUUCCCUUCAUCAGGGCAUAUCAUCCCCGUACUUGACCUCACCCGACUGUUAUUCGCUCGUGGCUUACACAUCACUGUAUUGGUCACACCAACUUAUCUCCCAUUGCUCGAACCUCUCCUCACUUCCCACCCAUCCUCUUCUAUCCAAUCCUUAGUUCUCUCUCUUCCUAAACCCUCCAUUUCCUCACAAUCGAAUAUCUUCGCUAAAAUGUCCAAGUUACACGAACUCCGUGAUCCCAUCCUCCAGUGGUUCCAAUCCCAUCCUGCUCCUCCCGUGGCCAUUAUAUCCGAUUUCUUUCUUGGUUGGAUCCAUGACCUCGCAUCUCAACUCAAGGUGCCACGUGUUGUUUUCUGGCCAUCGGGUGCUUUUGCUUCGUUAGUUUUAAAUUAUUUGUGGCGUGAUUUACCAAGGAACGAUCAUCCUGACGAUGACAAUGUUUUGAUUUCUCUUCCAAAAAUUCCGAAUUCCCCAAAGUUUCCUUGGUGGCAAUUAUCUCGUCUCUAUAGGGCUUGUAAGGAAGGAGACCCCGACUGUGAAUUUUUCAGAAAUGGAAUGUUGGCCAAUUUUGCUAGUUGGGCCGUUGUGUUCAACUCAUUCACCAACUUGGAAGAGAUUUAUAUAGAUCAUUUCAAGGAAAAAGUGAUGGGUCACGAUCGGGUUUGUCGUUGUGUACUAGAAGAUGAUCAAAUGGAAGCGUUGGCGACUGCACUCGAGUGUAGUGGGGUACAUUUUAUAUGGUGUGUGAAGACAUCUGAUGAAGAACUCGUGGCAAAUGAGUCUGGUGGUGCCAUUCUAGAUGAGUUCGAAGACCGUGUGAAGGAUAGAGGUUUUGUAAUCCGUGGGUGGGCCCCACAAUUGGAGAUACUUAGGCACCGAGCUGUGGGAACGUUCUUGACUCAUUGCGGGUGGAACUCGGUGUUGGAGGGACUCAACUCGGGUGUGAUGAUGCUGGCAUGGCCAAUGGGUGCUGAUCAAUUCUGCAAUGCUAUGCUAUUAGUGGACCAACUUGGCGUGGCAAUUCGAGUUUGUGCAGGAGGGGAAAAGGUGGUGCCAAACUCGACUGAGUUGGCUCGCUUGUUCAUUGACUCAGUGAGUGGGGCUAGGCCAGAAAGAGCCAUAGUAAUGCAACUACAGGAAGAGGCUUCAAAAGCAGUACUAGUGAAAGGUGGAAGUUCACAUAGAGAGUUGGAUGAGCUAGUCAAACGACUCAGUGAGCUCCAUAGUGGAAGACAUUAUGAUUAA